Molecule: messenger RNA, 786 nt
Organism: Penicillium manginii
Lineage: Eukaryota; Fungi; Ascomycota; Eurotiomycetes; Eurotiales; Aspergillaceae
Product: DUF4219 domain-containing protein
Exons: 2
Coding region: 1-786 (261 amino acids)
Source: RefSeq, a predicted model, not a curated record
AUGUCUUCUCUGGUCCAUGACUCUCCCGACCGAGCUAUUACGGCUAUCGAGCCUCUGACAGGAAGCGACAAUUUCGCGACCUGGAAACGUCUCAUGACCUCCUACCUCAAAGCGAGGCAGGUCUGGGAUAUGGUGUCGGGCGACCUUCAACGUCCAGACUGCUUGUUCAAGUAUGCCAAGCCAAUUACAGCGGACAUCAGCCCCUUAGUAGAUUCCCACCUUAAUGGGGCGGUGAGGCAGCGAGCCAUUGACACGCACCUCGAAGUGGAGAUCCAAGCGUUCGAGCGCCAUCGUGAAUGGUCGCGUCGCGAGGCUAAGGCCUACCACACCAUCUUCCGGUACCUUUCCCCCAACAUCAGUAUGCACGUCGCGGGAUUGGAGACCUCCCGUGACCUGUGGAAUGAACUCGAAGAACAGUACCGGCGCAUAGAGCUCGCCACGUUUUGCGAGCUGUUCGCCCAGCUUCGCGAAACGACUGGCGACCGUUGUGCCAGCGUGCGUGAAUUUGUAGAUCGCGUGCGAAUGCUGGUGCAUCGGCUGAAUGCCAUCGCCCCUGGAUCAAUUGGCGACAGGGCACAUAUUGCAAUGCUGUUGACACAGAUCGGACCGGAAUACAUCCUGAUCGUGGAUGCCAUCCAAAAUGACAAAGAUCCGGUCAAUCCAACCACAAUCGGAAACCGUCUGGCUAAUGCCGAACAGACGCCGUCAAGACAGAACGGAGUGCUUCCGGCUCACCAGGAAACACCAUAUCAUCAAGCCAGGUGGAAGAACGGCAGGGCCAGCUGA